CGAUAGAGGCGAAUGGCAGGGGGCGAUGGAGCAGGAGAACCGGCCUAUUAGCGGACUGUGAUAGCUCGAUUAGACAGAGCAAGUGUUCUGCCUCACGGGAGCGACAGCGCCUCACUCGGACUUGGCUGUUCUCGCCUCGCUGAUGCGUUCCAGCCGAUGUGACCGCUUCCCCGAUCACUCCGUCCUUGCAUGAAACGCCGAAGAAAGUCCCUUUCGCCUCUGCACUGCCAUCCUGGAGUCAGGGGUUACAUCACUUGCUCACGGGACCUAUGCAUCCUAGCCUACCUACCCUUAGGAUGUGUGACGCCGAAGGAACAGGUGACGCGGGUGUGCGCCAGGACGCCGAUAAUUGGUCACACACGAGAUCGGCUGGGUGUGCCUCUUUCCUGCACAGUAGUUUCCUCAUCGAGAGGAAUUUGCGAGUCGGCAUUGCCUUCUCGAUGCAGAAGAUCUCCUGAUUCAUCCUUCCUUUGCCGUCGUUAUGAUCCUGCGCGGUACCCUCCCCGGUAAAUCCUUACUCUUCAGCCUUUUCGCAAAUAUGUACCUCGCCGGAACCAUUAUCUUUGGCGGCGGCCCCGUCGUGAUCCCGCUGCUGCGCGAGUAUACCGUCGCCGAAGGGUGGCUGAGUACGCGCGACUUCCUUAUCGGCCUGGCCAUUGCGCAGGCCUUUCCCGGGCCGAACUUCAAUUUCGCGGUGUACCUCGGUAGCCUGACGGCGAUUAACGGCGGGUACUCCGGGGCUGCGGGCGCGGUAAUUGGCUUCGUGGGUAUGUUUGCGCCCGGGCUGAUUACGAUGCACGGGACGAUAGGCGUGUGGAACGCGAUCCGCGGCUGGAGAUGGGUCAAGUCGUCGCUGCGCGGGAUCAAUGCUGCUGCUGUGGGACUGAUCUAUACCGCGGUCUACGGGCUCUGGCAGACGGGGUACAUGGACGGGAGUUAUCAACGGGGCACGAAUCUGGGUCUGGAUCCGUGGUGGGUUGUCGUCACGGCGGGGAGCUAUGUUGGCGGGUACUGGUUCGGGGUCAGCCCACCCGUAGCGAUCCUCGUGGGCGCGGUGAUGGGGCUUGUUUGGUAUGGCGUAGUGUCUGCAUAG
Messenger RNA from Microdochium trichocladiopsis, 1093 nucleotides. RefSeq names its product chromate transporter. The transcript has a single exon. The coding region runs from base 482 to 1093 and encodes 203 amino acids. The record is from RefSeq and is a predicted model, not a curated record. Lineage: Eukaryota; Fungi; Ascomycota; Sordariomycetes; Xylariales; Microdochiaceae. Gene Ontology annotation, molecular function: chromate transmembrane transporter activity. Gene Ontology annotation, biological process: chromate transport.